This is a messenger RNA of Trichomonas vaginalis G3, 625 nucleotides long. RefSeq lists its product as uncharacterized. The record is from RefSeq and is a predicted model, not a curated record. The annotation marks the transcript as partial. The transcript has a single exon. NCBI's taxonomy places the organism in Eukaryota, Parabasalia, Trichomonadida, Trichomonadidae.
AUGUACAGAAUAGACGUUUCAGAUUUUUAUGACUUCCAAGCGUUCAGAAAUAUGUGUCCAUUUAGAGACUAUAACAAAGCAGUCGAGAAUUUGAAACGUUUAGUCAUUUAUGUCGACUCUGCCCCAGAAUGUUAUGUCAUGAAAGAAUGGGAUGUUGUCUUUAACAAACCAAGAGCAACCAUAGUUUCAGAACAAGAAUGUAGACAGAAACUUAAGAAAAUAAAAGUCGUACAAGUUGGUAUGAAGAUGUUAGAUGCUUGGGAUAUCUUAUUGUCAAAGUUAGAAGAUUUUUCAGUUCGUGGUAUAAAGUUCUAUACACCAUCUCCAAACUUCUAUUCUAUCUUCACUGGAUAUAAAUACGAACAAGUAGAAUGGAAAGAAAAUGUUAUAGAAGCUUGGUUAGACCAUGUCAAAGAAAUUAUAUGCAAUGGAAACGAAAGAGUCUAUGAGUAUAUCUUAUGUUGGUUUGCAAACAUCUUACAACAUCCAAGUGCUAAAAAUGAAACUGCUCUCAUUAUAAUUGGAAAACAAGGAACUGGUAAGAACACUUUCUUUACAGAUAUCUUAUGCAAACUGUUAGAGGGCUAUUCGAACCCUAAUAUGACAAACUUAGAAAACAUCUGCG